GUGUUAAAUAUAUCGAUGAAAAUGAAAGGGAUUCCAAGGCAGAGAGUUUAAAUAUUCUGUACAUUUUUAUAUGUAUUGUGAAGAUCUCAUGAACCCGUGAGCAACACUGAUUCCAUGAUUCAAUGGCAAGUAAACCACAACGGAAGUCCGAGUUCUCAAGAAAAGAAGUUAUAAGAGAUACCAAACUUACAGGCCGCGUGGAGGGAGGAAUCAGAUGCACAUGAACCCGUUCAAGCCAUGGAUCUAUAGACAACCUGACAUCCUUUAUCCGCUCUCUUUAGUAAGCCUUCUACAGUUGGUUCUCUCUCAAGGCAGGUAUGGCGGACAGACGAAGCCAGUCACAGCCAUUUCGCUUCUGGCUGCCUGCCUGGACUCACCCGACAAGGAGUAGCACUCCGCGCCAACCCGAUCCAACUCGACAGAAAUCCCUGCGUCGCGAUGCAUCGCAGCCUUCGGAUCAUACAACAUCCUCAUCACCAUCCUCGCCGACCACAACCCGAAGAGUUCCUCAACCAUCACCACCACCGGCUUCGUCGCGAAACCGUCCAUCAUCUCGUCCCCAAGCCAGAAAUGCAAAUGAACAGCAGCGAUCACGGCCUCAGUCCCCACAACCGUCUCCGAUCAACUCAGAUAAGCAAGCUGCAGUAGCAAGAAAUGUCAGGUCCCAAUCCGCAUUACAAACUGCAUCAACUCAGGUGAAGUCUCGGCUCUCAUCUCAAGCUCUUGCACCCGACUCACAAUCUUCAUCACCUGCAAAGAGAACAUCUCCUUCGAACCAGCCAUUGUCAUUGGCCCAUGAAUCCCAGGCAACAUUAGCGUCCGCAUCACCAACCAUAUUGCAUCCUAAAUCUCAGGCCCGUGCUAUCCCUCUUGCAAAAGAUUCAAAUCCUAAGCCGACAAGAAACCACAUUUUGCAGGAACCAAAUUUGCCGCUUGUAUCAACCAAUUCGCUGGAGAAUAAACCUCUAGAAUCGUACUCCAUCUCUGUACCCCAGCCGUCAACACCUAAAGAACAAAGAGAGAAGAUUAAAUUAGAAGAAAACGAGCCUUCUCAAUCUCGAAAGUUGGAAGAUACAAACAAACAAACUGCAGAAGAGAAGCAUAAACUAAAGUUAACAACAAACCACCCUAAGGAUCCCACCAAAGCCCCAAAUUCAUAUUCAACACCUGAAGGGACUAAUAGAGGCAAGCUUAGGACAACACCAGACACAGAAGAGAAGCCCUUCACUGGAGAACGCAACAAGUCGAAGGAACAGGGAGAAGUCAAGCAACUCAGCACGACAUCUGAGAACAGCCUGAUCACAUCCCCCACACAAAGUGGAUUAGUCUCACUAUCCAUUAACUCAAAUGCAGAACACAGGAAGGAUACCGAUACUGCCGAGCAUACAAAAGAUGGUUCCACCAGAGAGGAACAGAAAAUUGCAAUUUCAAGUAUCUCACAAGAUUCAUUCUAUGAUGGCAAGAGAGCCAUGUUCAAGGGGGAGAUCAAGGAAGGGCUUUCUAAACUGUUACAGAAGAUAGGUACUGGAUAUUCUGGUGGGGUGAGGAAUGGACUAUCGACAAAUGUACUUACUUUGGCUGGCAAUAGCAGUGGAGCAUCCAUGAUUAUAGGUUAUGAGGGUACCGAUAGAGAGAAUUUCUACCAUGCCCACAAGGAUCAAAAGCUCAACAAGGAGAAGGUUGAUGCAAGAGGCAGUUGCAGUGAAGAAAAGUGGCAGCAUAGUGGAAAGGGGGCAUUUACAACCAGCAUUAACAACAAUGUGCAAAGCAUCAACAACUCAGCUGUUGAUGAAAGUUCCUGCAGUGUCAGAAACCCAGGCGUCCAUUUGAAUCUCUCAAGAACUAAGGAAACCUUGGUUUCCAAAAGAACAGUGGAACCCCUGGAGACUGAAAGGACACCUUCCAAGCCAAUCCAAAGCCAGAAACCAACUCGUGAGCCCAGAAUUAGAAGACGCUGCCUUCGGGCAUUGCUUAUGGAACCUAGUGAGAGUGAUCCAGAAAAUCCUGAGAAGCCCCAGCGUCAUGGAUGUCGUUACAGCUGUGAAGAGAAAAAGAAGUUAAAGGAUGACAAUCAUGGAAUGUCCACGACUAAUUCUGGCUUGCAGAACAACUGAGAAGGUACAAGCAGAGGUCCAAACCAAUAAUCACAAACUAUAAACGUUUACAAUUUGGUUAGUUGAAACCAAAAGAGUGUGUUCCAUGUAAUGAAAUUUUAGUCUAUUUCAAUGAUUUUAUCUCCAUUCUUGCAAGGGCCUAUUUUUUAUGAAUGAAUAUCAAUUGUUGAACCUGUCAUUUACAACUGCUUCAUAAUUUAAAUAUUAUCGACCUAAAGAAAUCAGUUUAAUUAAUGACAGCAUGUUAUUUGUAAAUCGAUUAAAAAUGCUUAAAUUAAGUAUCAAAGUAAUAAAAAUGAAAGUUAAAAGUGAAUGAGAUGUUUCCAUUAAUUUGUAGACAAUCAUUGAAUACAUGUAAUAUCAUAGAAGACUGAAUUCCUUUUUCAAGUCGCCCAUAGGGCUCCUUGUAUUAUUACUUCAACAUUUACACUAAUCUUUUAUCCAAAAAAUAUUUAAGCUAUUUAAAAAAAAAUCUCAUUGAAAUUAACAUAAAUGUUUAUACAGAGAUUUUUAAAAAAGUUAUGUUAUACGUGCAACAUCAAAUAAGAUGGUAAGCCUACAACAUUGCUUUGCCCAAUAAAGGUCAAUGUUUCCAUCGGUUGGCACCUGAACGGAGUAGCAACUCAGUUCAAGCGUUUGCAGCACUGAUGAUGAAUAGAGGUUCUCUCUGCCUCUCAAAGUGAGAUUCCCCAUGUUUAGUAGAUGGAAACCAUCAACGUUCUUUCACAAACAGCACUCAAAAUUCUCUCUUCAUCUAUGUGCUGCUUGCAACUUGUCCAGCAUUAAAAAACAAAGUAGCUUUGACCAACUGAGGUAUUGCUUUUCAAAUUAAAAGAAACCUAUAUACUCUUAAACAUAGAUCACAAUGUCCAAUGAAAAUGGUAGGAAGGUGCAUAUCAUGGCAAAUCUUGGAUUCCAAGUCAAUAAAAAAAGUAGUGAGGUCAGCUUACUUUGGAGUACAUCUUAGCAAUUAGAAUGUUAUCUUUGGAUGAAACUAAGUUACCGAGCAAAUAAAGCGAACGAAGAAAAAGUAAAAUGCAACCUUCUGAACCUGAAGUUCUAGUGUAGUUCUUGAAAUUACUUGCAGCAAAAGUAGAGCUGCAUUAGGACACCAUGGACUAAUGGAUCUUGAUUAAAGUUGGCACAGCAUUACUACUUAGUCUUCUGCACAAUCUUCAGGAAAUUCUGCAAUCAGAGAUAUUAUCCCAACAUCCUCACAAGCCUUAAUUUUGUUAUGAACAAAUGUUUGACAAUGGCUUUUUGACCCACCAGUACCACACCUAGUCCACGGAUUCUCUUGACGGUAUUCUUCAUAUAGCGGACUUCUUUAGCUAUAUCUAAUUCA
Messenger RNA from Musa acuminata subsp. malaccensis (wild Malaysian banana), 3459 nucleotides. RefSeq lists its product as uncharacterized. The record is from RefSeq and is a predicted model, not a curated record. Lineage: Eukaryota; Viridiplantae; Streptophyta; Magnoliopsida; Zingiberales; Musaceae.